GACCGGUCGGAGCUCGACGGCGAUUCGUCCCGGAGCCGCGGAGUCGACCGCGAUAACGGGUCAACGAGACUUGUCGCGAUGCGUAUCGAUCGCCGGCGUCGGUUUGUGCCUUUUCCUUUCUCGUUCUCCGUAUACGUUGUACAAAUAAUCGGCGACUAGUCCUUUCGCGUCUCUCCGAUGUAUCCGAUCGAGUACACCACGUUUCUGUGUACCGGAUAGAUCCUUGCGUGUGCAGGGAGACUUGAUUCGUUUAUCUCGUCGCGUUGGGAGAUUCAUGUCCAGUUAUAUGCAUGCAGAAUGGACCUGGCGGAAACUAUGAAGAACAUUGUUGCCAAAGGUAUGCAAACCGAAAUGGGUCCGCCGGGCGGAGGAUCAGGCUACUCUGCGUCACCGAGCGGCGCCGGCUACGUCACGGAGAAGAUGUACAUGUUGUUACAAGCGUAUUUACAAAAUAAAGGAUGGAAUCCCGGUAUCGAGCUACUGCAGUGCUUCUCGGAAUUCAAGGAUGCGUCCAUGAUGCCAAGCGCCGCUUAUUUACAGAUGAUGGCGUCGAGAGUCGCACUGGAUUCGCAGGGCAGGCUAGUCCUACGAGAGAACGGCAAGAUAAUACUACCCUACGAACACUUCGCCAACGCCGUCAUGUUGAAGCACAUGAAUGGACCGCACGGCUUACACCUGGGCCUGGAGGGUACGGUCAGAGCGGUCAUGGAGUCCUACACCAUCGGCAGAGAGUGCUUUGGGAUGGAGAAGGAAUUUAUCAUAGAGGUCGUGCAAAACUGCCCCAAUCCCGCUUGUCGCUAUUACAAAAAUCAGCUGGAGCUCACUCAGAAGAUGGGCCACAUGGCGCCGACUUACAUCCAAGAUAACGAGGCGACCGCGUCCCUUCUGCGCACCGGUUUCCCACAUAGCGCAGAUUUCCAGGCAAGCCUAAGCAGCGCUAAUCCGAACACACACCUGGGAGGAGGAUCCACUGCGGAUUUAUCGGAGAUGAGGGGUGCUGGCAACCAAUUGAAUCUUCAACGUCCUCCAAGCCGUCCGUCAUUAAAUAUUCCGCAUCGGCCUGUGUCGCAAGAGAAAAAAGUGCCAUCCGGCAAGCAGCAUUACGAAUCUCUAAUACCAAAUAUACCGAUCUCCGAUCACAAGUUGACGGACUUUUUACGCACCAAUCUGGACAACUUGGACAAUCUCGCUUCUCUUGGUUUAGGAAACUUACAAGGAUUAGGGAACGCCAACAAGGACCUGUUGGCGCUGCACAACGGCGCAUGGCCUUUAGAAGGUGAAAAGGGAUCCCGGUCAUCAUCUUCAAAUUCGGAAGGUGGUCAAGAGAAGAUUGUGCGCGCUUUUGCGGAAGUGAUGAAGAACAUGGCGAGAAUGAAAGCUUGCGUACGGCCGGCGAUGUGCAAGCCAUACGGCAAACAGUCCGAGGCCCUGCAAAAAACAUUGGUCGAUACAAUACAGCUUGUACAAUCGUUGAGAAGCUUCUUGCCGCCUCCGCACAUACCAGUCUCGAGCUGGAAAAACGAAGAUAAACACCGAUUAGAUCACACUGGUACCCCUUACCUGUCAACGUUAAAAGCUGGCGCAAUGGAGGAAUUAUGCGAGCAGCGUAAGCUAGACUAACCGUCGUGUUCGCUUUACUCGCGACAGACCAAGUUUCGUCUUUUUGCGCUCUAUGAUGUUCUAGUCACAAGAUGUUUAUUGAUUAGCUGGGUGUUUCGUAUCUAAACAACCCGAUGGAUUGCUCAAAAAAGUUGUUGGCGUUUAGGACUUCAAAUACUAAGAGACAAAAUGAGUCAUGCGUGGACUGUGAUAAACGUGGGUAGCGUGAAACAAAAAGAUUUAUAUGUAGGGCUAAACUCACACCGCGUCAUCUUAGGGAUUCUUACUAGCUUUAUUUCAUCGCCGUAAUUUGAUUUCACAUUGUCAUUGCUCUCGAGCUGCCUAUGGUGCUUAUUCGACAAAUAAUCUAUCGAUUGAUCCUGCGAUUAUAUACCGAAAACUCAACGACCGAGUUGCAAUUACGUAAAUGAAAUAAUAUUCGGUAUGAAUAGCAUUUAUAUUUACCGUAUCGAUUUAAUAAUUUGCCGUUUGUGUUCCAAUGAUUACUACCUGAUUAAUAUCAUAUAAGGUUUUCUUUUAUAUGUAUAAAACUGUUAGGUAGGCGUGUAAAACUUAAGUCGAAAUGAGAAGCAAAGACUAAAUUGAUCUGGUACAAAAGCUCUUGCUACUAAUCGAUUGCUACUUCAGCAUUCGCGGCAUAGCUGCAUAAAGGAAGAGUUGACAAUUUUCUCUAUUAUUGGACUCGUUAUUUUGUUUUUAACUUGUUUGUUGAAUAUAGUAUAUUCUUUCUUAGAACUGUGAAUUAAUAUGAAUCGAGUUAUUCAAUUAGCAAAGUAAUUACUGUGUUCAACUUAUGUACACAAUUUUGCAUGUAUACACGUAUACAUAUUUCCUUUAAAAAGCUUUAUAUAUGCGUUAUUAUUUACUUUUAAGGAUGAGAUGAACAUAUAUAAUUGUUAUUUCUACUGCUGUUCGUUAAACAAGCAUACGUUGAAAGAUUUGUAUAUGUUAGAAGAUUUCUAAUAAGCUCCAUGGGCAGUGUAUGCGGUGUGCACGUAAAAAAAAAUCAUUGGUCAAUUCAUAUAGGUAUUUUUUAAAAAUCAAAUUAUUUCUUAAUAUAUACGUAGAAAAGAAAAAAAGAACGAAAUUGUUACGAGGAACUCUUAUAAGGGGGUGUGGUUCGCACUGGGACGCUCAAAGACUUCAUCGUGCACUAAGUAUUAUUACGCAGAAACGUUUUUACUCUUGCGAGAGAAACUGUAAAUUAAGAGGAAAUUGCGUUUGUGGUUUCGAUCGAACGCUUCCUCGGGCAAACGGCAUAUCGUAUCGGUUGCAGGAGUAAAACCGUUUCCUACUCGGUUGUUAUAUGCGCAUAUAAGCGGUAUGAUAAAGUGUUUCCUUCUUUCUCGAUAAAGUUACAAGGCGUUCGUCUUUGGAUGUAAGCGAUAAAUGCCGUGUACGUCGCGAAUGCAAGAUCGCGCGCGACACUCGAAUGCGUGGGGCUCUGUUUUGUGGGCUGUGUGUAUGUGUCGGCAAGAAUGCGAAGUUUUGGCUAUCAAAUAGCAAAAUUUUAUAUGAAUGCGCGUAUAUUGAAGAUGUCUUUCUAUACAUGUAUCUGUUAUUAUUUACUACACAUAUGCAGCGAAUGUGCCGAUCGAUUACCAUUUAGGAGUCGGAUCCAUGAUUCGAAAGACGUGCGAAUUGUUACUUUCUUUUGUUCUGUUCUCUUCCUUUUUACUCCCGACUGCUGCCAACCGAAGGUUGGAGAGGGAGUACGCGUUUCACUGAAGCGACUUCGUUGUUAUCGAUAUUCUCAAUAACCAAUAUCUUUUGAUGUCAACUUUUUUUCGAUACAUGUGUUAUUGCUCUCUUUAAUAUAGUUUCUUUUCUUUCGUUCUGUAUUGUUUUCCUCUAUUCUGUAAUACAAAUAAUUGGAGAAAAUAUCACUUUUGAUCGAACUGGAUCUUAGUAGUUUAAUAUUUUUCCAUCAAUUUUCCAUACUUUUUUUAACUCGGUAAACUACGCGUCAAUUAUUUGUAGGCUCUAAAGCAGUUUUUUUGUUGAAAUAAAUCCAUAUACUUUCAAAUCGACAAUCGAUCUACUUUUUCAUGUUAUUAAGCAUCAUAUGUAUGUUCCGUUCGGUAUUCUAUUGUGUUCGAAUUGUGGGAAACAUGCGGAAAUCCGAUGACGAUUAACAAGGCUGGAGAAUAAUUUUCGACAGUGAUUCUUUAUUUGUUUUUCACGGCUAUUAUAGCCGUUUAAAUGAAUGCAGAUCCGGCUUCUAUAGACUGCGUUUUUGUUGACAUACAUAUAUAAUAUAUAUAUAUAUUGACAAGAAGGCUGCUGCAAUAUGGUUCAUAAUUCGACGAUAACUUGUUGCACACCAAAGUGUAUUUCCAAUAACUAGGUGGACUUAUUUCUUAUAAUAUUACGUAUAAUUAUCAAAAAUGCAAACGCAAUGUCGUUUGUAUCUCGAUUGGUCGGUCCGUGUGAUCAACGCAAUUAAGCAUAUCCAUGACUAAGUCGUUGCAACUUAUGCCAAAUAGAGAAAAGGGAGCGCGGAAACAGAGUCUGGCGGGGAAAGGAGUUGACCAAAUGUACCAAAGUAGAAUUUCGAAACACGUUAGGGGCUACGUCCGAGAUAAAUCUUACCCUAUCGAUUUGAAUACCACAGCACAAUUGUUCGGAAUAUGUUGAGGAGUUUGUGCGUUUAUGUUUGUUUAAGGCAAAAGUUGCAGCACUGCUUUAAGCUUCUUCAUCCUCCGCUUGACAUUCGUUGUAUUUCGUUAACGACGGCAUCGCCGUAUAUUUAUGUGUUAUAGAUUAAAAUUAUCGUUAAAGUUUAAAACGUUCGUUUUUCCAUUAUUCGUUUUGCGAUUUUAUUACCGCAGUUGCUGCAACUGACGCCACAAUGUGCAUUAGUUUAAUAUUCUCCUUUGUAUACCGUCCGUUGAUUUCUAGUUUAGAUAAUUAGAUAAGAUUUGAUUCUAGAGGGACGUUCUCUCGAGCGGGAUCGAGCACACCAGGAAAGGGGGGGGGGCAGAAAAAGGGCAGAUUUCGUUUCCGGAUCUCGUUACUCUCGCGCCAUAUCUAUACCAUAGAGACCGUGUACAUGUUUCCGCACCGAAUUCGACAGUAAGAUGAUAAACGAUUGUAAAAUGCGCACCGUUGUCGAUCCGUCGUUCCCUUUUUAAACUCGGAUCGGUAAUUGAUAUUCGUACACCAAACGCUAACCGCUGUGUCUGCACAUUAAGCUCGUCGUCGCUUGCCAGUAUUGCUCUUCUGUAUUCUCGCAUAAUUCUAACUCAUGACAGCAAUUAUUAAAGUUUUUACAAGUGUGAAAGA
Messenger RNA from Vollenhovia emeryi, 4905 nucleotides. RefSeq lists its product as uncharacterized. The transcript is spliced from 6 exons. Lineage: Eukaryota; Metazoa; Arthropoda; Insecta; Hymenoptera; Formicidae. The record is from RefSeq and is a predicted model, not a curated record. Bases 298 to 1620 code for a protein of 440 amino acids.